This is a messenger RNA of Prorocentrum cordatum, 1104 nucleotides long. The record is from the annotation of a GenBank genome assembly. NCBI's taxonomy places the organism in Eukaryota, Dinophyceae, Prorocentrales, Prorocentraceae.
GAGUAUACGACCCCGACGAGCCCGAGCGGGCCGACCUUCUUCUUCGUUGGCACGAUCGUCGGGGCGCUCGGAGUGCUGGUGGUGCAGUACUGUGUGAUCGGGGCUCGGACCACGCCGACCAUAUCGACCGCCGCCGCUGCUGGGUUUGCUCCGCUCACCGACGACGUAGAGAAGGCUGGUGAUUUUGGUGCUAUCCAGUAUAACGUGCCAGGUCCGCCCAUCUUUCACGAGCGGCUCGUGCUCAUCGAGCCCGGCGCUGGUUCGACCGUGAGUGUGCUCACCCCAGAUGGAGAUGAGUACGACGAGGAUUGGCUUCAUGGUGCAGAUGUAGUGUCGUUCGGAUUGAUGGCCUUAGGGGCCUGUGGAGGUGAUCCUCCUGCUGGACCUGGUGGAGCUGUACUACCUGUUUAUCGGUUUCAGAAUGUACCCACACCCGCGGUGUUCAACGCCGCCCGUGCCCGAGCGGCUGCCCGGCGGGGAGUGGCGGUGCCGAUCGACGGCAAGCAGCCCAACCUGGUCGGGCGCGCGGUCGGAGCCGCCCCAGCCGGGGCCGCCCCCGCCGCGGAGGCCGUCGUGCCGGCCUUGGGUGGAGGCGCUGGCGCCUUGGCGGUUGCGCUUGGUCCCGCUCCUGGCGGCGGCCCUGGCGGCGCCGUGGCCGGCGCAGGCGCGGCCCUUGGCGCCGCCGCGGGCGCAGUGCCGGGUGCGGCCGCGCCGGGUGCCGCCGCAGCGGCCGUCGCACCGCCCCCCGUCAUCGGGGCAGGCGGUGUGCUGGUGCCCGCCGCCAUGGCCCCUGGCGCCGCCGCCCCCACGGUCGCCGCAUUCCCGACGGUAGACAUCCGCGUGCAGCCGAUCCAGCAGGACGUGAGCGGGGCCCGCUUCAGGGAGUUCAGGUUCGCCGUGGAGGGCAUGGACGCCUUCUUGUACAUGGGCCUCGACCACGUCCGCGGCAACGUCGCGGUCUGCCCAUCCCUCCAGAGCUGGGUGUCGAGCGAGCUGCAGAAGGAGGUCUCGGUCAUGAAGGAGAGGCGGAAGGCUCGGGAGGAGAGACAGAGCGCGAAGCAGAACAAGAAGAACCCCAAGAAGGACAGCAAGGAUGAUGGCUGA